Molecule: messenger RNA, 1215 nt
Organism: Anisakis simplex (herring worm)
Lineage: Eukaryota; Metazoa; Nematoda; Chromadorea; Rhabditida; Anisakidae
Source: the annotation of a GenBank genome assembly
AUGAUUCCUCUUCAGGACCAGAAGAAAAAUGACAAUAACGAACGGAGACGAGCGCAGAUGACUGCUCAUUCAGAAACAUUUGUGAAAGUCAACGAAAAUAAAGUGGAACAUAAAGGCGGUGCUGAUGGAACGAUUCAAAAGGGUAAAACAAAACAGGAUAAUGUUCUGGAAGAAAAAUUGUGCAAACAAAAAUUGUCCGUAAAAACUAAAGAAGAACUGAAAAGAAAUGAGAAAAUUUCUAAAAAGGACAUGCAUGAAUCAGCAAAAGAAGAUUUCUAUAGGUCUCAAUCAACGCAACUCCUCACAAUCAGCACGAAAGAGCCAAAUUUGUUGUUGCUACCAAAGGGAUCAGCAGAAGAUUUUAUCGCUGAUUCAACACAAGAUACAUUGACGUCGGAUCGUACGCAGCAGUUCAGUGACAGGUCGAUGUUGGAGGAAACGUCAGAUAUAUCAAAAUCGUCUUCGAAUGUUGUCAAGAGAGCAGAGGAUUUAGGAACGAGCUCAGAAACUGUGCGAGUAACUGUAUCAAUGACGAAGGUCGAGAGUCCUUCUGAGGCAACUUCUGAGGCAACAAGUAGUAAAACAAAGUCGAUUAUGAAAACAACUUCAUCUGGUGAUGACGAUGUGAGUAGCGUUGGAAAUGGUCAGCACACCGCUGAUCUCUCACAGUUAUCGAGUAAUCAAGAUAGUACCACUGAGACACAUCCAAGUAUAACCAGUCGAAGGAUCGCUCGUCAUCUAUCGAAUGGCUCGAUUCGCGAUGAAACAUCAAAAUCUGAUUUCGAAAAGACACGAUCCAGUAAACGCGUAACAAACCGCAGAGAAAGACAAUGUGAUUCAAGAAAUCAGUCGAAUAAACAUGUACCAUUACGCACUCAACAAUUGCGGUUAUCUCGUUUGCAAUCGUUCAACGUGAAUCCUACAAAACGACCCCUUGUAUGGACUCAACCACAACAACGCAAACCAAUUAUGAUCGCAUCAAAAGAUCAGUAUACCCUCCAAAAAACACAAUGUUCACAGGAUACUACUACCAGCAGGAGUCCUACUAUUCAACCGAAACGAUUAUUGAAAAGACAAACAAAGCUGUCGAGCGGUACUGAAUCAACCGAAGAAAGUUCGAAAUCUCGAAAUAUCCAGGUCAGACCGAGAAGAAUACCGAUUAAAGUGAAUCCAGUUAGACUGAAGAUUCCAGUGAAACGCAAUCCGAAAUCAUGA